UGUCACUAAAUCAAAGAAUGUCAGAACACAACAGAGUUCUUGACGGACGGGUUACAAAACAAAGCACGUUUACAAAAAAAUAUUUUUAAAAACAAAACUCCGAGGAAUUAUCAGUUUAUCUAAAAGAAAAAGAAAAUAUAUUUCGAUAAAAAAAAAAAAUAACAUUUGGAAAAAUAUAUUAAUAAAAAAUAAAGGAAACCUAAAGAUUUUGCCAAAAUGAAUUACAUUGAUGGAAUGGUGCUUUUAAAUAAACGAACCCUAAAAGACAAGGUUCGUUAAUAUUAUUUACUAUGGUCCCUCGUAUUACACAGCGCUCCUUACCAAAUGUUUGACGGCACCGAUGAAAAAGAAGAAAAAAUAUUUAUCAAGAACUCUGCAUCGAUUUUUGAAGAGUCUUUUAGAAUGUAAACUACCCUCACUUGUGUGUUUAAGUGUGGUACCACCGGAUUUCUGUUUUGUGAUUACGAGGAUUUCGAGGAAAUUAAUUUAUCUGAGUAAUUAACAAGUAAUUAUCAUUCUUUCUCUUGGAAUCUACUGUUUUUAAUUAUCUUUUUGGAUAUCUUUAUUUCUUCUUCGCCAAAAUAUAAAACUGACAUUCUGUAUAACAGGGAAACAAAGGUUUAUCUCGCUGUAAAAGCAUCAAGUAAAAGUGAGAUAAUUAAUCUUCGUCAGAAGGAGAUAUUAAUUUCGGUUUAAGACAAGGAUUGCUGAAAUAACUUCUUAUAAUUAGAGAAACCUUUCGAAAAAAAAACCAUAUUUGUUGAACGAAUGGAAAAAUAAAAAUAAAAGAUUAUCAUUUUCAUUGAUAACAAGGAACGAAAGAUAUAUACAAGUCAUAGUGAAGAGAAGCAAAUAUCAAGAAUUUGUUUUUAAUAAGACGACAAAUUCUUUGAACAUCGAGAAAUGUUUGAGUAAAAGACGUUGAGAAAAACAAGAAAAGGAAACUAGCCUCUUACUACGACCUGAUGGCUUCCUAAUAUUAGUCUUGUUUUUCAUGUAGAUUGAAUAACAGUAAUCUAUCUCUGGCUUUCUGUGAUACGUCAGUGUCGACCGAGUAAAAGCGCAAGUUGGUUAAAGAAUUGAGGGAAAACCCCCUCCUUGUGAUAAUUCUCGCUUUGAAGUUCCCACCUCAUCACAUCUUAGUUCUAUGAUGAGGGAGAUUGAAAAAUUUUGAAUUAAACUGUGUAAUUAUAAAGUUAAAUUGUUAAUUAAAAAUGUGUUAAUGACAUAUUAGAAUUGGGUGAAUGAGAGAGAAAGCAGGUGAAAGAAAGCAAAGUGUGGAAGAAUUUUUUUUGUAAAUUGUACCUAAGAAAGAGAAACUAAGGCGAAAGAUAAAGACGGCAUUAAGUAGCAAGUAGUGACUGAAAUGGUAUUAAAAGACUGGGGGAGAUAUUUAUAUAUAAGAAUAAAGACUUCUUAAGUAGCUCCCUAAUAGUGAUAAGAGCUUUCAGAUAAUGAGUGGAGGGGUAAAUAAAGUUGAACGAAAGGGAACAGGGAGCAGAAUGAUCCAUCAAAGUGGGUACAUUCAUUGAAGAAGAAUUCUUUAAAAGUUUAACCAUUCCAGCAAGUUACCGGCUGUAAACUUGUUGACAAAUAUAUAAAUUAAAGACGGGACAGGAGGAGGUGAAGUAAAGCUUUCAAGUUUUCGUUUUUAAUUCGAUCUUGACAAAUAAAAUCUAAUAUACUAAUUCUAUGUGUGUGUUGAAGAAAUUAAUUUUUCAAAAAAUAUCUUGUUGAAUAUUUGUAUUUAUUGCUAGAACUACUUGUUAAAACCAUAUUCUAUAGAACUGACUGAUAAAAAAAUUAUUUGAAUAUUACUAAAAACAAAACAAAGACAAUAAUUUGUAUUUUGAAUGAUAUUUAAAUCUGGAAAACAUUCACCCAACUAAAGUUGUAUAAGAUUUAAACUACUGUGAUAUAUAAAAACCUGUGGAUAUAUUUUUUUAAUAAGCAUAACCAAGAAUUAAAGCGGUUGGUCAUCGCUUUAAAAACUAACCUGUUUUCUGUCAGCAAAGAAUCGCUUCAACUAUUAUUGCUACUACUAACAAAGGUCGCUGAUAAUCGAUAUUUAUUUGCUACAAACUGUAAUUGACAAUGAUAAAUAUAUUAUUUUUAGGUCACGUGUAGGAAUUAGAGAGAAAAUAUUUACAUAAAAACGAGUAAAACGUCCUCAUGAGCACGGUCCAAACAAUACCACGAAUUGGAUACAUCCAAGUCGUUAAGUCUGCUUUUAAAAAGGCAAGAGUGAAUUAAAAGACCGGACAAAAAAAGAGAAGGAAAACAAACAAAUUGUGAGAUGGGCCAAAAACUUGUCAGGACAGAGAUUAGGAAAGGUCUUCGAGCGUAUGAUGAACACCGCUAUGACGAAGCUGUUCAAACUUGGCAAACUGUGUUGGCCAGGGUGAAAGACGAUAGCAAAAAAUUCGAAAUUCUUGGUUACCUUUUGAGGGCCCACGAAGAUGCAGGCAGACUGAAACAAAUGUUGCUAAAUUCCGUGGCCCAAUUGAAUUUAAUCACUGCCAGAUAUCAAGCUAAACAAAAGAAAAGAAAAGACAGAAAAGUGAGCAAGAGUAAUAAAAAGAAAGUGAAGAAAGAAAGUAAAAAGACGCGUAAAACGAACGAAUAUUAUUGGAAACAUUUGUCCGUUGCUUACUUGAAUUUAGCACGGAGCAACGUGAAAUUGUGCGAAUAUCACAAAGCCAUUUGUUAUAGCCAUCACUGUAUCCAGACGGAAAUGUUAUUAAAUGGUAAAGGAUCGAAUGAUCUGACCACUCUGCCUCGCUACUCACCGCUGGUCGUAACCCUCAGCCCUGUUGCUAGUAUUUCUCAUCUGCCACUGCAUGGUUAUGCUUACCUGACUCAAGCGCAGGCCUAUGUCGGUCUGGGAGAAUUCCCUAAAGCUUUACAACACUAUGACGUAGCACUGGAAGUUGCCAAUGCCAGAUGCGAUUCGAUUUUAGCCAUGUUGGUCUGCAUUGGGUAUGGUGACAUGUUCCUUUCAUUAGGUGACACUUUCUCAGCCCUUGGCUGGUAUAAACGUGCCUAUGGACACUUAAAAACUCCGAAAAUUUCCGAGACACGCAGUGGCCCGCAACUUUGUCCGGUUACCCCGGCAGCAAGCCGGUACCAACGUUUACUAAACCAGCGGGUAUCGGACUGCAAUCGGAAAAUGGGUAGAACUGUCGAAGCUAUGGAAACAUGUGAGGAGGCCAUGAGGUUAGCUUUGAAACACAGUGACCGCUUACUGCAGGGAAAAUGCCUUAUCACAUUUGCCAAGAUACACAAUAGCAACAACGAUAUUGAUCGUUCAGUACCUAGAUUUGAAUGUGCUUUAUCUAUUCUGUCUGAAAUUGGAUUUCGGUCAGGAGAAGCAGAAGCAUUUCAAGGAUUGGCAGACACAGCAGCAUCUCAAAGAAAUUUCCGUUCAGCAAUUGAUUUCAACCUGAAGGCCUUAAAUACCAGUCGAGCGAUUGGAAGCAAAUUGAUAAUGUUGAAGUGUCAUGAAAAUUUAAAGGGCUUAUAUGGCUGGCUAAAUGAAAAAGACAAAUCUGCUUUCCAUGAUCGAUAUGCCCAACAGCUGAUUCUAGAAAUGGACUUAAGGUGUGAUGUAUGUGGGGAGACAAUUGGUAAUGUCCGAGCCCGUCUUGAUCAUCUUUCAUGUGGCCAUAUUAUACACAACAGAUGUGCUAGUCAUUUAAGUCGUUCUACCCUUGGAAGAUCCAACCGAAAGCGGCCAUGUCCAUCUUGUCGGCGCAAAUCUUUCCUCGACCCAAUGUGUUAUGCGUAACACUAACAUUAACAAUAAUUUAAUGCUAUACAAAAUUAACGAUGAUGACAACAAUAUUAAUAAUAAUAAUAAUUAUUACUACAAUAAAACUGUUAUAGUAAAACCAAAA
Octopus bimaculoides (California two-spot octopus) is the source of this 3896-nucleotide messenger RNA. Its product is annotated as 43 kDa receptor-associated protein of the synapse. The record is from RefSeq and is a predicted model, not a curated record. Gene Ontology annotation, cellular component: plasma membrane; neuromuscular junction. Gene Ontology annotation, biological process: positive regulation of neuromuscular synaptic transmission; synaptic transmission, cholinergic. Gene Ontology annotation, molecular function: protein-membrane adaptor activity; acetylcholine receptor binding. NCBI's taxonomy places the organism in Eukaryota, Metazoa, Mollusca, Cephalopoda, Octopoda, Octopodidae.